Volvox carteri f. nagariensis is the source of this 1215-nucleotide messenger RNA. RefSeq lists its product as uncharacterized. The record is from RefSeq and is a predicted model, not a curated record. The transcript has 3 exons. NCBI's taxonomy places the organism in Eukaryota, Viridiplantae, Chlorophyta, Chlorophyceae, Chlamydomonadales, Volvocaceae. Bases 1 to 1215 code for a protein of 404 amino acids.
AUGCAACAUAAAAUUAAAGGUUUCCUCAACCAUCGUCCGGUGACUGUCGCUCUUACGGUGGCGCUUUUCGCGCGAGUGGCCAUCGCUUUGGAGCCCCAUGUGACCCUGACAUCCGACGAUGGGACCCAGUACUUGUUAUAUCGCACCGGUGCUCCCAUCACUGCCGCUGCAGCUUCCGACAAAUGUGCGAGCGCCGGCGGCACCCUCGCAUCCCUCGCAUCUGCUGAACAGGUCGCUGCCACACUUUGGUCGCAGCCCGUGGUCGACGCUGCAGCUGAGGAAACUGUAUUAAUGUGGACUGGUCUGAAACUCACUUGGCCUAACAAGGCCGCCGCCCAUCGCCGCAUGCUGCGCGGAACAAUCAACAGUGGCAGCGACGGCUUCCUUGCUAAUCUCUUCACCUCCAGCAAUUCCGUCGUCUAUGAAGAUGGUAACGAAGAUGACAGCGAAGACGAAGGCGUAGCUCUGGUCGAGCGACUCCUCAGCCAGAUGGACGCGACUACCGAUUUCCUUGUCCCGACUCACCUUCCGGGCGGCCAACGCCGCCUACCGGAGCUUAUUCGCCUCUGGCUAUUUCAACAGCAGCACCAAGAACAGCAGCAUCAACAAGAAAAAUCAGGAACCCAGAUUGCCCGGCAUCGUCAUCUCCUGGCCAGUCCUGAUGGUGGCUCUCCAUUUCUUGAAGGUGCCGAAUUAACCUGGGACGACGGCAGUGACGCAGACUUUGUACUUUCGAACACGGCCAAUAUGGGCUUUCUGGCCUGCAAUCGGAAAAAAAUGGCCGCCUGCUGCGGCGCCGUGUUCGACAUCGGCCCCCAUCCGUACCCGGGAUCCGAUUUCCCCACCAUUUUCUUCUAUCCCUGCGGGGCGGAGAAGGUCAGCGGUGUCACGCAGCCCUCGGGCUUUAUGUGCCGGACGGGGAAGGCCGCCGUGGUGGCGGAGCUGCCGCGGCCUACUACGUCAUCGUUACCCAAAGCGCCGUACAUACCGCCUCCGACAGUGCAAGCCGAACACCUACAGCAACGACGGCACCCAGUGCAAGAAGUGCCCGCGGGGAUCCACGUCUACUCGGGGCGCGUCUGGGUGCAAGUAGGCGGCUCUGGCGGGUCGACGUUGAGGACCUGGAAGGCAGUGAAGACCGCCCCGGUCUCCGGGCCCGUUCUGUCUCACCUUCCUGCCGCGCGGGGUGACGCUCCGCGGCACUAUGUGGGUUAG